Molecule: messenger RNA, 1893 nt
Organism: Aspergillus brunneoviolaceus CBS 621.78
Lineage: Eukaryota; Fungi; Ascomycota; Eurotiomycetes; Eurotiales; Aspergillaceae
Exons: 7
Coding region: 1-1893 (630 amino acids)
Biological process (GO): positive regulation of transcription by RNA polymerase II
Molecular function (GO): zinc ion binding; sequence-specific DNA binding; DNA-binding transcription factor activity, RNA polymerase II-specific
Source: RefSeq, a predicted model, not a curated record
AUGUACCACUACAACCCUUUAGCUCGAAUGAAGCUGUCGUGCACGAGAUGCAGGACCAGGAAGCUGCGAUGCGACAAAGGAGAUCCCGAAUGUAAGAGAUGCGUAGAUAGCGGCCUCUUAUGCUCAUAUCUGCAGAGGAGAAAGGCUCGAACUACUCAAAGCUCCGAGCUCCACCACCUGGGCCAUCGUCUCGAGGCACUCGAGGAGCCAUGGAUCUAUCGCAUGGUCAGCGGAGCCAAGGAAAAUAUCGAACACCUCACCAGCAACGCGUCAUCAUCCUGGACGCGGUCAACUGUAGACAACGCGAUCACCCGGCUGGACACGGCUCUGGUUAACCUGCCCGCCCCAAGCCCUAGACCCGAUCACAAUGUCACCGACGAACGGAGAAACCACUUGCCAGUCAGCGAUAUUAAGCGCUUCAUAGACAUAUUCCUGGAAGUCAUUCUCCCCAACCUCAGCAUAUUCGACUCCUUUGCAACCCUCGUGGACUCCGAGCUCCUGCGAUCAAUGCCCCAUGUCAUCGGGUCACCGUAUGCCAUAAUCGAGCCAGUCAUGCAGGUUCUCUAUUUCAACGCGAUAUAUUUCGGACAAACUGCUGGCACAGGUGCAGAACAGAGGGCAGCGGCGAAAACCUACUAUCGCGGCUUGCAAGUCGUUCCGAAGUGGUUGGCAUCGGCCCAAAGCUCGCAUCUAGACCUCAUCGCUGCGUCCUUAACGGCAUGGAUGGGAAUCAACAACUUUGACUACCAUUUGUCAUGGCAGUUCCACCGCGAGGCCUGUCGCUUCGGAGACCGACUAGGCAUCCACGAAGUAGAUUCACACCCGCUGGGCACUGCACAAGAGGAAAUCGAAAAGGAUGUGAAGCGGCGAAUGCACUGGUAUCUGGUGGAAAUGGACCUUCUCUUCAGAACCUGGUACGACAAGCCCACGGCUCUGCGGUGUCCGGUUGGCCAGGUCCGACUGCCAGCGGAGAUAUCACCGCAAACCAAGCAGCUCAAGCCCCAUAACUGCAUUCUGUUCUUGGUCCGGGCCCGAACCCUCUUCAUCAUGGCCAACUUCUUCGUUCACUUCGAGGCCAGUAGGGCCAGUGACCAUCUCAGUACCACGGCGAAUACGUGCUGCAUGGAGCUAGAAGAACUGGUCAAUGACUGGGACCUCUUAUCACUCGCCAGAUCGCUCAACCUGGGCUGGGUAAAGUCCUGGCUCGUUCUCGAGACGGUCAUUGCGUUGCAUCUUUUCAUCAUCUUCGUCAGGCGGAAAGUGUCAAGUGCCGAGCAGAUUGUGCACCCACAAGCAGUCCGUUCCGCCAGACUCAUCAUCGGCAUUAUCCUCGAGAAGUCAGAAUCUCCAAUCUCGCCCUGGGGGGAACAGGACGACUUUCAGACACAUGAGUACGAAAGUGACCUCUGCACGCUCGAGAGGGUGGUGAACAUGAUGGUCGCAGCAGCUGCCAUCCGCCCCGACUUCGCCCCAAUUGCCGACGCCGUGAGUGCCCUUAACGAUGUCUGUCGGGCAUUUCACUCGGGUCAGAAGAAUCCUGCUUCUACCAUCAGUUCCUCAGACAUGCUGCCAGACAACCCGCUGUUUCUGCUACCCAACGAAAAGGAAGCCGGUUCGUCGACCGUUGCAGAUCUACCGCCGCUUGGGACUCUCCAGAAUCUCGCCUCCAUCAUGCCGCUUCAGACAGAUGAGGAACUGGAUUACGCGUUUGGGAUUCCCUUCCAGCUUCAACAUCAGGUUGUACCCAGCACACAGUCUGGACUGGCCACGGAGAAGGAGACAGCGCGGACCAUAGCACAGCCCUUGGACUUUGUGCGAGCAGUCGAGAACGAGUUGACCUGGCGCAACUGGCACGAAAGCUGGUGGAAUUCACAAGCACCUGGAUCAAGCUGA